Pseudocercospora fijiensis CIRAD86 is the source of this 3162-nucleotide messenger RNA. RefSeq lists its product as uncharacterized. Lineage: Eukaryota; Fungi; Ascomycota; Dothideomycetes; Mycosphaerellales; Mycosphaerellaceae. Gene Ontology annotation, biological process: protein import into nucleus. Bases 1 to 3162 code for a protein of 1053 amino acids. Gene Ontology annotation, cellular component: cytosol; nuclear envelope. The transcript is spliced from 4 exons. The record is from RefSeq and is a predicted model, not a curated record. Gene Ontology annotation, molecular function: small GTPase binding.
AUGGACGCCGCCGCGCUCCGAACCCGCAUCCAUGCCACCCUUGACGCAAAUGCGGAUGUCCGGCGGCAGGCAGAGCAAGAGCUGCGAUCGGCCGAAGAGCAGACUGGCUUUCUCGAUGCACUGCUCAACAUCCUCGAGCAAGAACAGGAGAAUGGCGUGCGCCUGUCCACUGCCGUCUACUUCAAGAACCGCGUCAAUAAGGGCUGGGCCAAGGUCGAAGACUCGCAGACCACUACUGCUACAAUCGGUGACGAUGAAAAGGCCGCUGUCCGCGCGCGACUCGUGCCUGUUAUUGCUAAAGCCCCUCCAAACAUCCGACCCCAAUUGAUCGUCGCCCUGCAAAAGAUCUUACACUGUGACUUCCCCAAGCAGUGGCCCGACUUCGUCAGCGUUACCAUCAACCUCCUCAACUCGAACGAUGUGUCUGCAAUUUUUGCUGGUCUGCAAUGUCUGCUGGCCAUCUGCAGAACGUAUCGAUUCAAGCUGGGUGACUCGCGAGGCGACUUUGACAAGAUUGUGGAGGCAACAUUCCCGCAGCUCCUCAGGAUCGGAAACAGCCUGGUCGAUGAGACGAACUUGGAGGCAGGAGAAAUGCUGAGAACAGUACUCAAGGCCUACAAGCAUGCUAUCUACUUCGAACUGCCGAUGCAGCUACGAUCACAUCAAGCCAUGGUCGAUUGGUGCACGCUGUUCCUGCGUGUCGUCGCAAAGCCACCUCCAGAGAACUCGAUGAUGGAGGAUGUUGAUGAGCGAGAGCUGAAUCACUGGUGGAAGUGCAAGAAGUGGGCAUAUGUCAACCUCAAUAGGCUCUUCGUGAGAUACGGCAACCCAGCAAGUCUACAAAAGGGCAACGGCGAGGACUAUACACAAGUGGCGAAGAGCUUCAUCUCCACCUUUGCACCUGAGAUUCUGAAAGGAUACCUGGCACAGAUUGAGCUCUGGGUGCAGAAGAAGAUCUGGUUGAGCAAGCCAUGCCUAAGCUAUACUCUUGGUUUCCUGGAUGAGUGCGUCAAGCCGAAGGCCAUGUGGGAUCAUCUCAAGCCACACAUGCCUAUCCUCAUCGAGCACCUGCUCUUCCCUGUUCUCUGCCAAAGCGACGACGAUCUGGCACAAUUCGAGGAAGAACCAGCAGAGUAUCUGCACCGAAAGCUAAAUUUCUACGAAGAAGUCUCGGCCCCGGAUGUUGCGGCCACCAACUUCCUCGUCACGCUGACCAAGGCGCGCAGAAAGCAGACGUUCGAAGUGUUGUCGUUCAUCAACAACAUUGUCAACAAGUACGAGGCUGCUCCAGAUGACCAGAAGAAUCCGCGUGAGAAGGAAGGUGCGCUUCGCAUGAUUGGUACUCUGGCCAACGUCAUCCUGGGCAAGAAAAGCCCAAUCGCCGACCAGGUCGAAUACUUCUUUGUGCGACAUGUAUUCCCAGAGUUCCGCAGUCCUCAUGGCUUCCUCCGAGCUCGUGCGUGCGACACUCUUGAGAAGUUCGAAAGCCUCGACUUCAAGGAUCCUGGCAAUCUCACCAUCAUUUAUCGCAACAUCCUCGAAUCGAUGGCCGACCCAGAACUGCCUGUUCGUGUUGAGGCUGCUCUCGCCCUUCAACCUCUGAUCAGACACGAUCCUAUUCGAACAAUGAUGCAGCAGAACAUCCCGCAGAUUAUGCAGCAGCUGUUGAAGCUUGCCAACGAGGUCGAUGUCGAUGCGCUCGCAAACGUCAUGGAAGACUUCGUUGAGGUAUUCGCUGCUGAACUUACGCCAUUCGCUGUAGCGCUUAGUGAGCAGCUGCGCGACACGUAUGUUCGUAUAGUUCGCGAGCUCAUCGAACGCAACCAGUCCAAGGACGGAGAUGGCGACUACGGCGACUUUCUCGACGACAAAUCCAUCACUGCGCUUGGAGUGCUCCAGACGAUCGGUACGCUCAUCCUUACUCUGGAGAGCACUCCAGAUGUCUUGGCCCACCUGGAGACCAUUCUCAUGCCUGUCAUUACCAUUACCCUCGAGCAUAAGUUGUACGACCUUUACAAUGAGGUCUUCGAGAUCAUUGACAGCUGCACGUUUGCUGCUAAGACCAUCUCGCCGACCAUGUGGCAGGCAUUUGAGCUCAUCCAUCGCACUUUUAAGUCUGGUGCUGAGCUGUAUCUCGAAGACAUGCUUCCAGCUCUUGAGAACUUCGUCAACUAUGGAUGGAGAACUCUUCUGGAAAACCGCGCAUACCUCGAUGCUAUCGUCGACAUGGUACGCACCAUCUUCAAAGAUGACAAGGUUGGUGGCGUCGACCGAAUUUGCGGCUGCAAGCUUGCCGAAAUCCUCAUGCUUAAUCUGAAAGAGGGCAUUGACAACUAUGUGCCCGAGUUCAUUCAGCUUGCCAUGAGCGUCCUCGCGUCUGAUGAGCUCAAGGUCAAGUCGUAUAGAAUACACCUGAUGGAGAUGGUCAUCAAUGCCAUUUACUACAAUCCGCGACUAUCGCUUAAUGUCCUCGAGGCAAAUGGCUGGACGAAUAAGUUCUUCAGCUUGUGGUUCUCGAGCAUUGACAGCUUCACGCGAGUGCACGACAAAAAGCUUUCGAUUGGUGCGAUCACUGCACUAUUGACGCUGCGAGCUGAGGAAGUGCCUCAAAGCGUACAACAGGGAUGGCCAAGACUGCUUCAGGGCAUUGUCCGACUUUUCCAGACUCUACCUGCUGCACUCAAGAAUAGAGAAGAGGCGCAAAGAGAUGAAGACUUCGGUCUCUCUGGUGACUAUGAUGACGAUGACGAGGAAGAAGAGGAGUGGGAGGCUGAAGAUUGGGAGGCCGAGGAAGAAGCCGAGACAACUGACAUCAAGGACGAAUCCACAGCCUACCUCGACUUCCUCUCCCAGCAAGCAAGCAAGUUCAACGCCGCUGUCGGCGAAGACGAAGGUGAUGAUGAGCUCGAAGAAGAAAGUCUUCUGGAAACGCCUCUCGACUCCAUGGAACCGUAUGGCCUCCUCAAGCGGACACUCGAGAGCAUGUCGCAACAGCAGCCACAAUUCUACCAGCAGCUCACUGGUAUGCUAGGCCCUGAGGAGAGCCAGGUCGUCAAAGCCGCCCUUGAGCAGGCAGACAAGAUCCAGACUCAAGCGCAACAACAAGCCGGUGCUGAAGGAGCUGCUGUUAUACCUGCCCAGCAGGCGAACGGAACGAGUUGA